CUUGACAGCUUCAUAUCAGACUGGUUCUGUCUAUGUGUCGGUUAUCAUGGAUUGGAUCACUCUCAUUCUCUCCUUGAUUGUAAUUGUAAUUUCAGCUCAUCUCUUAUUCUUUGAGCAUUACACAAAUGCUCCUCCAUGCAUAAAAGGAUGGAUACCAUGGUUUGGUGCAGCUUUAGAAUUUGGCAAAGCUCCUUUGGAAUUCAUAGCUGAAGCAAGAGCUAAGCAUGGUCCAGUCUUCACUGUAUGUGCUGCUGGCAAGCGCUUGACCUUUGUCACUCUCCAUGAGGACUUUCGCACCUUCUUCAUGUCCAAAGACGUGGACUUUGAGCAGGCAGUGCAGGAGCCUUGCUACAACACAGCAUCCAUCAGCAAAGAGAGUUUCUUCAAGUUCCACCCAGCAUGCAACGCUCUGAUCAAGGGCAGGCUGACCCCGGGGAACUCCGCCAUGUUGGCCAACCACCUGUGUGAGGAGUUCAACGAGCACCUGGAACUGCUUGGGGACAGUGGGACCAAAUGUCUCAGUGACCUGGUCAGGAGUGUCAUGUACCCAGCAGUUAUGAGCAACCUGCUGGGGAAGUGUAAUUCACCGCAGCAGAACAACUCCAUGAAGGAAUUCAAGGACAAGUUCGCCGUCUACGACGAAGGCUUUGAAUACGGCUCUCAGCUCCCUGACUUGUUUUUGCGGGAAUGGGCAAAUGCCAAGAACUGGUUAUUAUCACUGAUGAGGAACAUGGUGGUCAGAGCAGAGGAGGGUGAAGACACUGACACAGGCAGAAAGACUUUGCUGCAGCAUCUAGUUACAACGAUAACGGACAAGUUCCUUCCCAACUUCGGCCUUCUCAUGUUGUGGGCAUCCCUGGCUAAUGCAAUACCUAUAACAUUUUGGGCUGUUGCCUUCAUGAUGUCCAAACCCUCGACCUACAAGAAAGCCAUGGAGCAGAUAAAUGCAACACUAAAAAAUCAAGACACUAAGAACACCAGUGUGACGCUGGAGGACCUGCAGGAGAUGCCGUAUGUGAAGUGGUGCAUCCUGGAGGCCAUCCGGCUCCGGGCCCCUGGUGUCAUCACCCGCAGGGUGGUGCGGCCGCUCAAACUGCAGAACUACACUAUUCCUUCAGGAGACUUGCUGAUGGUGUCUCCAUACUGGGCACACCGAAACCCAGAGUACUUCCCUGACCCAGAGGAGUUUAAGCCAGAACGAUGGGAGAAGGCAGAUUUAGUAAAGAAUGUAUUCCUGGAAGGGUUCGUGGCAUUUGGAGGAGGCAAAUACCAGUGCCCAGGAAGUUCACUUUCAGUGUUUCCUACCUGCAUUUCCCCCAUUUCAGCUGUCCACUCCAUCUAAGAGAGAUGACUGUCACAGCCUGCAGUAGUGAUCAGUAGUUGGACAUCUUCUCCGUUCCCUUGUUUCCCAUUGGCUGUGUUGGCUCAGUGUCUCUUUUGGCUCUGGGGAAGGGGGAAAUAGAACCAAGAUGCUAUCUCUCCAAACAAUGGAGACCAGGCCAAGGACAAAGAAUGCAGGGAGGUGCACUGCAUCAAAAAACAUCAGUAAAAAUGCACAAAAAGAACAUUUCACUUUAGUGAACUUCACUUUAGAACUUCACUUUUUGCAUGAAAAGGUCUAGGGCUAGGUGGUGUUUAUUUGUUUGUGUUUAUAAACUAGCCUUUAUUAUUAACCGAUGCUAUGCAGCUAAUAGGAUAGCUCAUAGAGUAAUAAUGUAUGUGUUUUGUU
Molecule: messenger RNA, 1729 nt
Organism: Alosa sapidissima (American shad)
Lineage: Eukaryota; Metazoa; Chordata; Actinopteri; Clupeiformes; Clupeidae
Gene: cyp39a1
Product: 24-hydroxycholesterol 7-alpha-hydroxylase
Exons: 11
Coding region: 47-1342 (431 amino acids)
Biological process (GO): cholesterol homeostasis; bile acid biosynthetic process
Molecular function (GO): oxidoreductase activity, acting on paired donors, with incorporation or reduction of molecular oxygen; heme binding; iron ion binding
Source: RefSeq, a predicted model, not a curated record